Messenger RNA from Achroia grisella, 928 nucleotides. Its product is annotated as trypsin-3-like. The record is from RefSeq and is a predicted model, not a curated record. Gene Ontology annotation, molecular function: serine-type endopeptidase activity. Lineage: Eukaryota; Metazoa; Arthropoda; Insecta; Lepidoptera; Pyralidae. The coding region runs from base 1 to 918 and encodes 305 amino acids. The transcript has 7 exons. Gene Ontology annotation, biological process: proteolysis.
AUGAUAAUUGAAAAAUAUUCUGUGUUCACUGUGAUACUUACAAUUUUGCACACUUCUAAUAGCCAAAAUGUCAAAUUUAAUGAUUUAUUGAAUGAGAAUAAACAAAUUAUUGCGCAUACAAAUUUAUGUCCUCUCAGGAUAGUAGGUGGAAUUGAGACAUCUGUAUCUAAUGUUCCAUAUCAGAUCGCACUAAGACAAGGUGUAUCGGGCGGUUUGUAUUGGACAUCUUUCUGCGGUGGAUCACUUAUUACUGAAAUAUUUGUAAUUACUGCGGCUCAUUGCUUUGAUGGAAGAAACUUGAAAUCAGUAAGAGCUGUAGCUGGUACAACGAAGAGCAAUGUAAACGUAUUCACGAUGUUAACUGAGGAUUGGAGAGUGAUUAAAAACUAUUAUAGACAUAAGUGCUACAAUAAAAUGGCAUUGGAAAAUGACAUAGCCCUUUUUGAGGUAGUGAAAAGUUUCAUAGUAUCUUCGGAUGUGAAACCAGUACGUCUGCAUUCUCUGGACAUGGGCUGGGAUAUCUUAGAAGGUGAAAACUGUCUGGUAUCAGGAUUCGGAUAUCUAGAAAAUGAAAAGCCAUCGUCUGUAUUGCGCAUGGUGUGUGUUCCAAUUAUGUCGACGAAGGAUUGUGCACUUUUCUUUAGUUCUCGCUUAUUGCAUAAGUCUACGUUUUGUGCUGGCAUCAAAAAUAAGGAUAGUUGUCAGGGUGACUCCGGGGGGCCGAUCGUUUGUCGAGGGGUGCUGGUCGGCAUCGUGUCCUGGGGAGGCAUAUGCGGCAUGCAGCCUGGCGUAUAUACUCGAAUCUCCAACUAUACCACUGGAGAAUAUAUCCCAUUUGUAAAACGAACCCUCUCCCUCAACUCAGAUAAUUGGUUAAUACUAAUGCAAAUUUUGCUUAUCAGCCUUUGUUAUUACUAGAAUAAUUAAA